This is a messenger RNA of Musa acuminata subsp. malaccensis (wild Malaysian banana), 1223 nucleotides long. The record is from RefSeq and is a predicted model, not a curated record. NCBI's taxonomy places the organism in Eukaryota, Viridiplantae, Streptophyta, Magnoliopsida, Zingiberales, Musaceae.
CACAGGAAAAGGCCAAGUGAAUGGAUGUGGUGGUGUAGGAUAAACAAGUAGAAAAAUGGAAUGAUGCCGCAGGACUUGUGCCUGUGAUGAUAUCAUGUGUCGUCCAAAAGCCAAAUAUAUCUCUGCUUGUGCAGGAACUCCAAUUCCCUUCCCUUUGUGUGCAUCCAAGUGAUAGCUUGUGUAUCCCUUUAAAGUGAUCCAUGUUGCCAUGUUGGUGGUGGCGAGAUGUAGAUGACAAGAGCAUCUCAGUUAUUAAAGGGACUGCAAAAUUCCACAAGAAAGAGACUGCCAUUUGUUCUGCCACCUCUGAUCUCAUCUUCUUCUUUCUGUGACAGGAGGAGGCCAUUUCCCGCAGGGAAGUGCCGAGGGUGCAUCAAGCAGCUUUUCCUUUAUCGCAAUUCAAUGCCUUUAUGCAGCUGAAGGAGGCCUAAGCCUCAUCGACAAUAUUUCUGCCGAACAUGAACAGUUCCAACCCAGAACCAUCAUCAUCAGAUGUCUUGGAAGAAGCAAGCAGUCAAGCGGCUUCCGAUAUGUGUGGCCAAGAGUCUUCUCCUACUCCGCCGCCCUUCUCUCUCAAUCCCUCCCUCACCAUCAACGCAGGUCCAACAGCACCAUCAGCUGUUCCGUGGUCGAGCACAAGCGAAGGCGGCAGCGCACCGAGUUCACAAAGAGUCUUCUCCUGCGGCUACUGCCGACGCAAGUUCUUCAGCUCCCAAGCCCUCGGUGGCCAUCAGAACGCUCACAAGAGGGAACGAACGCUCGCGAAGAGGGCACUGAGUUCGCAUGCAUUUCUUCCACGCAGUUACGCCAGCAUUGCGUCUUUGCCCCUUCAUGGAUCUGCUCUCCGGUCACUGGAGAUCAAAGCACACUCAUCGGUGCAUCAGAAGUGGAGAGAGAUCCAUCGCAGCAGCAGAAGGUGUGGAAAAAGCUUGCUCGAGCCGAGGCCCGUCUUCCUGGAGGAUGAGGAGACGAAGUUCCGUUGGCCUGGAAGCUUUAGGCCGAUGGCAGGUUCGAGUUCAGAACCGGCGGAGGAUUCAGAUGUGGCAACAGGGGAUCAGCAGCCGGUAGAGGAACCCGAUCUCGCUCUCAGACUCUAAGCGCAGAAGCUGGCAUCUUCUCUCCGAAAGCUUGUGUGUUCUUGAUGUCAUUCAUGAACAAUAAUUCUAUGCUUCUCGGUGUGAUGAUACGUCUCCAGGAGAAAGAAUUUACUUCCGCCGACUAAA